UUCCGGUGAAAUUUCGACGGCGACGAUCCAGCGAAAAGGAUGGCAUCGUUGUUGGGACGACUGUACCAGGCCCGGCCUGUACAACAAUUCAGGCUUGUACAACACUGUUCUAACAGAUUUGUUCAUCAGAAAAAUUUGAGAUCUGGUGUUCCAAAAACAACUAUAAAAAGAAUGGUAAAGUUGUCUUAUGAGACUGCACAGUUUCCCCACCAAAUUGGAGUUACAAAAUCAUGGAAUUCCUGGCAUACAAGUAAUUUACACGAAGAAGAAGGAGCAUCAGCUGCAGCAUUAGAGGACGAGAUGAUCAGGAGAUUUCUCCAAGGGAUCUGGGGCAACAAACUUUUAUCUGAGUGUAUUAUCAAACGUCAGUUUAAUGCAAUAACAUUAGUAUUUACAGUACGGGAAAUUGGAAAAUUAAAAGAAGUAAAUUUCCUUACUGGUUUUACAGAGGAACUUUUUAGUCAUAUAUUUAAACGUCCAGUUAAUAUUGAAGUGCAAGUCUGCAGCUCAACCUUCCAAGAAGUUUUCAAGUGGAUUUAACAUCUCGCAGCAUAUUGAUAUUGAAAUAAAUUUUAAUUCUGUA
Ylistrum balloti is the source of this 583-nucleotide messenger RNA. Its product is annotated as small ribosomal subunit protein uS3m-like. Gene Ontology annotation, cellular component: mitochondrion. The transcript is spliced from 3 exons. Lineage: Eukaryota; Metazoa; Mollusca; Bivalvia; Pectinida; Pectinidae. Gene Ontology annotation, biological process: translation. The record is from RefSeq and is a predicted model, not a curated record. The coding region runs from base 40 to 540 and encodes 166 amino acids.